Sinocyclocheilus anshuiensis is the source of this 1144-nucleotide messenger RNA. RefSeq names its product protein FAM207A-like. Gene Ontology annotation, biological process: maturation of SSU-rRNA from tricistronic rRNA transcript (SSU-rRNA, 5.8S rRNA, LSU-rRNA). NCBI's taxonomy places the organism in Eukaryota, Metazoa, Chordata, Actinopteri, Cypriniformes, Cyprinidae. The transcript is spliced from 5 exons. Bases 174 to 836 code for a protein of 220 amino acids. The record is from RefSeq and is a predicted model, not a curated record. Gene Ontology annotation, cellular component: preribosome, small subunit precursor; 90S preribosome; nucleolus.
AAAAAGAAGAAGAAGGAACUCAUCUUCUGUUUCAUUUUCACCCGGACAAUAUUAGCUGCAACACCAAACAAAUUGUCAAUUUUAACACGUGCGGGACUUAUUCUGAAUGUAUGCGCGGUGUAUAAACAUUAAGAUCUUAUCAAUAUAAAUUAAAACGCAUACACCGAGACAGGAUGGUGGGGAAAAUUAAACGGGCCCGGCAGAAGCUCCACCACGGCGCUGUAAAGCUGGAAAAUGAGGCCGAAAACAAACCCAUGCUUGGGGGGAAUCUGAAGACGAUACAGAUCAAGCCCAUUCAGCUCAUUAAAACAGAUUCAAAAGAGACCAAACUCAACGCCUCUGACAGCAGUAUAAACAGUAAUUCAAAGGCGUUCAGUUUUCCCACUGGAGUUUUUGCUGGAACUAAAAUCUCCCCUGAGUCUUUAGUUCAAACGCUGAAGGUUGAUGAACCAAAUGUGACCAUAAGCAAACAGUCUGCAGGAGAACAGAAAGGCACAGGGGAAAAGAAACAACAGUCGAAGAAAGAAAAAAUGAAGGAGCGCAGGGAAAGAUGGCUUAACAAGAUCAGUGCGAUCAAACUGGCGCGUGAGCAGCAGGUGGCGCAGGCGCGGAGGAAGGCCACGCCCGUGGUGGGCGACAUGAGACCGCUGGCCGACGCCCUUCCUGAACUCUCCCAGCUCCUCCCGCCUCUCACACAGCGGAAAAACAAAGCGUACGAGACAGAAGCAUCUCACUUCAGCGAAGCCAUGAAAAAUCUCAUCUUCAAGACCAACCCUUUAGCUGCGAUUGGUGAACACCUGCGAAAACGACUCAAACAGGAAGACGAACAGAGUUAAUCGCCACUCUGCAGCGCCGCCCUGUUGGUAGACUUAAAGAACUGUAUUUUAUUAUAUGCUGGUACAUCAAAACAAGCAAAUGCAGUCAAACUGGUUUUAUACUUCAUAAUAGUACAUGAAAACGAAGAGGAGUCCCGAGAUUUGCAUAACUUGCUAUAUCUGACACCGCAUUAACACUAUGACGGAAACGGUUUAUCGCAGUUUCUCUGUGUAAUUUCGUGAAUGAGUUUGUGCAAAACGAAUUGCUUUAAUGAUCAUGUUACCAGAUAUUUAAUGUGUUUUUGCUCUUGGUAAGAUAAAAAUAAAUC